CUUUCAUUCUUUCUUUUCCUCUUGACUGAUUCGGUAACCUUCUUAUCCCCCCUUUGAGCUCGCCGAUGCUCUUGGAAGUCACCAGGAUGGCCACUUACUCUCGUCUACGUCUGCUCUCGGCUUUCCGAGCGCCUCUAUUCAAACGAUGCUACUCGACCGAGUCGCGGUUAGCCUCGGACCAUGUACGCAUCGUGGAAGUUGGCCCUCGCGACGGACUGCAGAAUGAGAAAAAGUCUAUCCCCAUGGAGACAAAAAUGGAAUUGAUUCGGAGACUGGCCAAGACCGGUGUCACUACCAUCGAGGCAGGCUCCUUUGUACCGGCAAAAUGGGUACCACAGAUGGCCAGCACAGCUGAAAUCUGCGAAUCACUUCUCACAUCGCCUCCCCAAUCUCAAAGUACAAUCGCCUAUAAUUAUCUAGUUCCCAACAUCAAGGGACUGGAGAGCCUUGUGAAGAUCAUGGAUGCAACUGGUGUCUCGGCAGACUCGCCCGGCUCGGAAACCAAGCCGGCGACGACGACCGAGGUCUCACUUUUCGCCGCUGCGACGGAAUCCUUCUCAAAGGCCAACACCAAUUGUACUAUCGCCGAGUCUCUGGAGCGCAUCAAACCUAUUGUUGCGGUGGCUAAGACGAAGAACAUUCGCGUGCGAGGAUAUGUCUCAGUCGCGCUAGGCUGUCCCUACGAAGGACCCGAGGUGAGCCCGUCCAAAGUGGCUGACAUCACGGCCACUCUUUUGGAGAUGGGUGCGGAUGAGGUAUCAGUGGCCGACACCACGGGUAUGGGUACGGCACCGCGGACUAUGGAGCUCCUCCAGGCCCUCAAGGCGGCCGGUAUUGCCAACACGGAUUUGGCUCUCCAUUUCCACGAUACCUAUGGACAGGCCUUGGUGAACACUAUUGUCGGACUGGAGCAUGGCGUUCGGAUCUUCGACAGCAGUGUUGGAGGAUUGGGUGGCUGUCCAUACUCCAAGGGCGCCACAGGCAAUGUCUCCACGGAAGACCUCGUCCACACCAUUCAUAGCUUGGGAAUGCACACGGGUGUCAGCCUUGAGGAGAUGUCGCGGAUCGGAUCGUGGAUCAGUGAAGAACUGGGCCGAGUCAACGACAGCCGAGCCGGCAAGGCCACCCUUGGCCGACUGGCGGAAUAAAAAAGUGUUCCUCAUGAAAGCAAACCCUACUCUACUUGUGUUAUAUAACUUAUCUCUUUACCUCUGUUUCCAUACUUUGAGCGAAU
Molecule: messenger RNA, 1234 nt
Organism: Penicillium subrubescens
Lineage: Eukaryota; Fungi; Ascomycota; Eurotiomycetes; Eurotiales; Aspergillaceae
Product: hydroxymethylglutaryl-CoA lyase
Exons: 2
Coding region: 66-1148 (360 amino acids)
Biological process (GO): ketone body biosynthetic process; L-leucine catabolic process
Molecular function (GO): hydroxymethylglutaryl-CoA lyase activity
Source: RefSeq, a predicted model, not a curated record